AUGACUGUGAUUGAGAACACGUACCCAAACCCCAUAAAUGUGAUCCCCGGCGUACCCGUCAAACUGGCCCUACAGUCCGAUCCCUUGAAUCCGCUCAAAGUUGUGAGUAAUACCGGCGCCAACCGAUCGCUGAUAGACUCUACCCUUUCGCUGGAUUUGGUCGACGAAAACGAUUUCGCCAUUUAUAAAAACGUUUGCGAUCAAGAGUUGGACAGAAAUCCCAAAUAUUCCGGGACUUUAACCGCUUAUAUAGACAGAAACGACGACUCGAGAGGAGAAGUGCCAGAAUUGGACACAAAAGGCAGACAACGGCUGGAGUUUCCCAUUAGAAGAGGAAAAGUGUGUCUCAAAGAGUCGGAACUGCAGCUGAAAGAGAGGACUCGUGGUGUGAAUAACGGGAAGUAUUUGAUUGAACUCAAGGCCCGACUCAAUGGCUGUCAGACACGGAUUAAAUCGUUUUACAUAAACAUAAUGUUCUGCGACGACAGCCGACGCCAGGAACAGUUGAAUCAAAUACAGCGAAAGAUCGCCACAUUUAACCAGAAGAAGGUGGAGAUCGAGAGGGAGAUCGAAAUCGGGACCGAAGAGCUCGACAGAGAGAACACCAGAUUUCGGGUCAUCGAGAAUAGAGUGACGAAAGUGAAGACCAAACUCUCGCAGACCAUCAACGAAGACAUCAGUGGCUUAAUCGACGAGCAGAACAUUGAAACCAAACUAAAGGACUACAAGAAGAGAUCCGUUGAACUGGAGUUCCAGGAGUCGAACCGUGAGGUCCGGGGCGUCGAGACUCCGGCGGCGCCGAGAAUGUCGGGAGUGUUGGGACGGAUCGCGCACUUGGCGUACGUCGAGGACAACGAUUGGGCCAAAAGUAUUUCGUGGUUUCUUCGCAAUCACAUGACAUGCGUCUGCACUAAGACUACAGAAGCGGCGCAAAGGCUGCGCGAAGAGUACGGCGUUCAGCAGACACUGGCGUUGGACUGCGUGCCGGCCGGCCGUCUCUCGGAGUUGACCGACAACUCGCUGGAGACGUUGUUUCGCGUCGAUUACGCCCGAAAUUGCAUGAAAUAUAGCGAUAAUAACUACGCAGAGGAGGCGCGCAAAGUGUUGGACACCCUUUUGGGCAAUACAUUGGCGAUCGACGAGUUGGACAAAGCGGUGAUCUAUAGGAACCAAUUCCAGAGGCAGUUGAGGGGC
Messenger RNA from Oppiella nova, 1194 nucleotides. NCBI's taxonomy places the organism in Eukaryota, Metazoa, Arthropoda, Arachnida, Sarcoptiformes, Oppiidae. The record is from the annotation of a GenBank genome assembly.